Malassezia pachydermatis is the source of this 477-nucleotide messenger RNA. RefSeq lists its product as hypothetical. NCBI's taxonomy places the organism in Eukaryota, Fungi, Basidiomycota, Malasseziomycetes, Malasseziales, Malasseziaceae. The record is from RefSeq and is a predicted model, not a curated record. Gene Ontology annotation, cellular component: spliceosomal complex. Bases 1 to 477 code for a protein of 158 amino acids. Gene Ontology annotation, biological process: mRNA splicing, via spliceosome. The transcript has 2 exons.
AUGCGGCCCCAUGGAACUGCAGGGUCUACGCCCACCGAUGCAGCACCAGAGAAAGCAUUUACAGAGGCACAAAAGCAAGGGCUGAUCGUUCGUACUCGCGAGAAAGAGGCGGAGCCAGAUCGGACCAGUACACCUCCUACAACGUCCAUUGAAGCGGAUGAUGUUACCCCACCUGCGUCACCUAGGUCAGAGCCUACCGGCGAACCUACUGAUGAAGAGGCGCUUCGUGCGUUGCUCUCAGAAAAGUCUUCGACGCAACCUUCUGCCUUUUCGAGACUUAUUAUUCAGCAGCCGUCAGAGGAAGAUAUGUUUCGUCAUGAUGUGGAUACGCGGCCUGAUGAGCCUUCGCUGACGGACUACGCAACGAUGCCUGUACAAGAAUUCGGCGCGGCUAUGCUUCGUGGCAUGGGAUGGAAAGACGGCAUGGGCUGCGCCAUCUAUUCAACGCAGGGCUGCUUUACUAGGUCUCGGUGCUAA